GAACUAAAGCUUCGAAAUCCUGAAACAGAGUUUGUUUGAACAACGGCAGAGCCUUGAAACAGAGUCCAACUGUUGCCUGGACCAUGCUGUGUUUGAACAGCUGCAGAGCCCACCAAACAUGGGCGGAUGAUGUGGUGCUAUUAAGCAUUCCUCGAUUCAAGAAUGAUUCUUCAACAUUGACCGAUGAAAUUCAAGAAUCUACAUUGAUACCAUUGCCCGGUGGUGCUAUAGGGCCGGAGAGCUUCUCUUUUGAUGGGAACGGUGACGGGCCCUACACCGGGGUAUCCGAUGGGAGGAUAAUCCGAUGGCGGGCGAACGAAAGCCAGUGGGUUGAUUUCGCCGUGACGUCUCCUAUGAGAGAUGGUUGUGAGGGUCCUCAUGACCACUCCCAGAAGGAGCACAUUUGUGGGAGGCCAUUGGGCCUGCGUUUCAAUGAGAAGACGGGAGAUCUCUACAUUACGGACGCAUAUAUGGGCCUUCUCGUUGUGGGCCCAAAUGGUGGGCUGGCCAGCCCACUGGCCCAACAACUGGAUGGACUUGCCUUCGGGUUCACCAACUCUUUGGACAUUGAUCACAACACUGGGGUUGUGUAUUUCACGGACAGCAGUACCAGGUUUCCAAGGAGGAAUUAUGUUUCGGUGAUUAUUAGCGGUGACGAUACGGGAAGGCUGAUGAAAUUCGAUCCCAGAACCAAGAAAACGACUCUUCUCCUAAACAAUCUCAAGUUUCCAAACGGGGUAGCGCUAAGCAAAAAUGGGGAUUUUUUAUUGUUUGUGGAGACCACAACUUGCAGAUUGUUUAAGUUUUGGCUUAAGCCACCAAAGGCUGGGAAUGUCGAGGUCUUAGCCCAGCUUCCUGGAUUCCCGGAUAACGUAAAACGGAACAGCAUCGGAGAAUUUUGGGUGGGAAUCAAUUCCAAGAGGGGAAAACUCCUGGAAUGGAUUGUAUCGAAUUCUUGGAUUGGGAAUGGUUUGAUUAGAGUGUCUCCGGUGGAUGUUACGAAGGUUCAUUCGUGUUUGGGUGGUUUGAUUGGAGGGAUGGGAAUGGGAAUUAGGUUAGAUGGGGAUGGGAAUGGCUAA
This is a messenger RNA of Sesamum indicum (sesame), 1079 nucleotides long. RefSeq names its product protein STRICTOSIDINE SYNTHASE-LIKE 2. Gene Ontology annotation, molecular function: hydrolase activity. Gene Ontology annotation, cellular component: endomembrane system. Lineage: Eukaryota; Viridiplantae; Streptophyta; Magnoliopsida; Lamiales; Pedaliaceae. The record is from RefSeq and is a predicted model, not a curated record.